GAGUGCGAUCAUGAAUUAUGGAAAUGUUGAGGAGUUCUCGAACCGUCUUGCGGAGUUCACAUUGGAAGGGAAAUGGCAUGCGGUUGAGGAGAUGUACAAUGAAUUCCCAGAGUGUCACACGGCAAUGAUUGACGAUUUCGUCGGCACUGCACUGCACGUGGCCGUGGAUUUGGACGAAGAAGAAGUGGUUGAGAAGCUUGUGAAUGCCAUUAUCAGACACGAGACUAUGGAGGCUCUGGAAAUGAGGAACGAUCGAGGGGAUAGCGCUCUGCAUGUUGCUGCUUCCAGGGGUUUCACAAAGAUAUGUGAGUUGAUCAUAGGAACUGACAAAGAGAGGAUUUACUUAUUGAGUCGAAGAAACAAACAUGGAGAGACACCUCUCUUUGGAGCUGUUGCCAACGGCAGGACACAGGUCUUUGCCUAUCUCUCUUACAUUUUAAACCACGGCGCUACUUUGCAAGAUCUUGUUCGAAACAACGGUGACACUAUCCUUCAUUGUGCUAUCAGGAAUGAAUAUUUCGAUUUGGCAAUCAUAAUAUUGCAUUAUUAUGAUUUCCUUGGUGCAGUUAUGAAUAAAGAUGGAGAGGUUCCCCUCAAAGUCCUUGCCACUAAGCCUUCCGCCUUCUACAGUUCAACCUAUCUUUCAUUGUUGAAGCGAAUCCAGUACCUGCGUGUACACGUAGAACUAUUUGAUGAUGUUGAGAGGGAAAUGGUGGAGAUUUUAAAAAGAGAGAUGAAACCUCAGAAGAUUCUGCAUGAAAGUUGUCCACAGAACUACGCCGUGUUGACUUCAGCCUUUACUAGUUUAUACGGUUUCUUCAGUUUAUCCGGAAAACUGCUUUCGGAACCUGACCCAGAAAACAACCGGUUAAACUUAAAACCGGAAGGGCGUUUCCCCCCAAACUAUAAAACUAUUUUUCAGUUUGUCCAAUAUGUAUUUGCACUUAUUUGGGCAGCUAUUGGAGGAGUAAAUGAACUAAAAGAGACAAAAAAGAAGCACCAAUUGAGUCCAAGACUCUUGAAGCAACUAUUGAAAAGACCUUAUGAAGCAAUGACGGGAAGAGGGAGUGUACCCUAUAAUAUAGCAAUUGAUGCAGAUAUGUAUAAUGUGUAUAAUUUUUAUAAAGAGAACAACUUGGUAGCGGGAGAAACCAGUCAAUCGAGGUGGUUGGAAGAAGAGGAUGAAGAGGAAGAGAAGGAAGAAGAGAAUGAAAAGGAAGAGAAGGAAGAAGAGGAUGAAGAGGAUGAAGAGGAAGAGAAGGAUUGCAAAGAAGAUAAAAUGCAAAAGAAAGGUGUAAACAAAUCAAAGCCUAAGAUGAUUGAUGAAAAGGAAACACCUUUUUUAGAAGCAGCAAGAAAUGGCAUAGUUGAAAUGGUGAAUGAAAUGCUUCGUCGACGUCCAANUAUCCUGCAUGAAACUAACUCGCAGGGAGAGAAUGUAUUACUGGUUGCUGCGAAGAAUAGGAUGCAAAAGAAAGGUGUAAACAAAUCAAAGCCUAAGAUGAUUGAUGAAAAGGAAACACCUUUUUUAGAAGCAGCAAGAAAUGGCAUAGUUGAAAUGGUGAAUGAAAUGCUUCGUCGACGUCCAAGUAUCCUGCAUGAAACUAACUCGCAGGGAGAGAAUGUAUUACUGGUUGCUGCGAAGAAUAGGAAACCCAUUGUAAUUGAAAGUCUGAAAGAGAAUUUGAAGUUAGAAGUUUGGAGAACUUUAUGUACGGCAAUAAAUAAGGAUGGGAAGACCAUGUUACACAUGGCAGGAGAGGAUCCAGCAGAUGAUACGAAUUCCCAAGUUUCUUAUUCUGCCUUAGAGAUGGUGUGGGACGCAAAAUGGUUUCAGUAUGUUUCAAGCCUCGUACCACCACACUAUUACUUUUUGCGUGAUAAAGACCAGCAAACCCCGCGGGAAAUCUUCAAGAAGACACAUGAUAAUCUUAGGAAGGAGAGUGGGGAGUGGCUGAAGGAGACAUCUGAAUCUUGCUCCGUAGUGACUGCGCUUGUUGCUGGUGCUUCCUUUGCAACUGCCACCACUGUUCCUGGUGGCAUAGAUGACAAUGGUAUGCCUCAUUUUGAAGGAAACCCUGCAUUCGAUGCAUUUCUUUUUUCUUCGCUAUUUGGACUUUGCUUCUCAGUCUCCGGACUCAUAAUGUUCCUUACCGUCCUCACUUCUCGAAAGCUACCCAGAGAAUACCGCAAAUCAUUGCCUCUCAAACUUGUUUUCGGCUUAAGUUUUCUUUUCUUAUCCAUUAUUUCAUUGCUUGCUUCUUUCUGUAUUGGCCAUUCUUUUCUGUUCAAUCACAAAUACAGGAAGGUCAUAGUGCCCAUUUAUAUUGCUACUUGUUUUCCUGUUACUUUCUUUGCCCUGGAUCAGGUGCAACUCUACGUUGACCUUCUGGCAGCCAUUUUUUCUACGGUGCCAAAUGCAACUGAUCACAGACAAAAUUUAUAGGAGAACAUUCUACCAUAUCAGUGUGGUGUUGGAUUCAUGUCUUUUCGCUUUUCAUCAUGCAACUUUCAUCUUUAAGCAUAGAGUGUGGUGUGUCUGCAUUGUGCAGUAAACAUAUAUUAUUAUUAUCAGCUGCGAAAUACAGCUUUUCAAUUGUUGCCACUUUGUGUUGGAUGGUAUGUUAUGUUUGCGAUUAAAGAGACAAAUUUAUAGACAUUCUCGGUGUACUGCCUCAA
Vigna radiata var. radiata (mung bean) is the source of this 2679-nucleotide messenger RNA. RefSeq lists its product as uncharacterized. Gene Ontology annotation, molecular function: protein binding. Bases 11 to 2446 code for a protein of 811 amino acids. The transcript is spliced from 7 exons. Lineage: Eukaryota; Viridiplantae; Streptophyta; Magnoliopsida; Fabales; Fabaceae. The record is from RefSeq and is a predicted model, not a curated record.